UUAAAUUCACUACCACCAACUUUUUGAAAAGAAAAGAGAAGAAAGAAGGCAUGGACAGACGCCGCAGAAAACAAGCCAAGACUAGCACUUCUUGCUCUGAAGAGGUGAGCAGUAUUGAGUGGGAGUUCAUAAACAUGACUGAACAAGAAGAAGAUCUCAUUUGCAGAAUGUACAAGCUCGUCGGAGACAGGUGGGCUCUUAUAGCUGGGAGGCUUCCAGGCCGGAAAGCGGAAGAAAUAGAGAGGUUCUGGUUAAUGAGACAUGGAGAAGUAUUUGCAAGUAGAAGAAGAACAGAGCUUAAGACGACCAAUAACAGAUACAACAACUCCUGAUGAUUUUUCCCUUUUCUCUAGUUAGGAAGUAAUUAGGUUUGGCUGUUUAAUGUUGUAGCUUACCUAUCUGGCUAAUUUAUUGAAUGAGACUACUUACCCUCUCUCUCUCUUGCAUAUACAAAGACAACAUUGGAGAAUGAUUCGAUGAAAGAUCUUUGACAUUUUACCAUGUACAUAGCAUUAAUGGUUUGCCCCAUACUGCUUUGUCUUGUUCUCCUAUUUAAACAGAUGAUUGGUCUCUA
This is a messenger RNA of Pyrus x bretschneideri (Chinese white pear), 574 nucleotides long. RefSeq names its product transcription factor CPC-like. The record is from RefSeq and is a predicted model, not a curated record. Gene Ontology annotation, biological process: cell differentiation. The transcript has 3 exons. Lineage: Eukaryota; Viridiplantae; Streptophyta; Magnoliopsida; Rosales; Rosaceae. Bases 51 to 332 code for a protein of 93 amino acids. Gene Ontology annotation, cellular component: nucleus. Gene Ontology annotation, molecular function: transcription cis-regulatory region binding.